AUGCGUUGGCGAGCCAUUUUGGGUGUGUGUUUAAAGACUCGAGAGCGGAACUGGGCCAUGAGCAGCUUAGAGAAGUUCAAAACUGAGGUGGAAAAGUUGAUAACGGUCUGUUAUAGUGACGAUAGCUUCGGGGUAUGCUCUGUGUCUUCAACUGUCAUUGUGAACAUGUGCCACAUUGCGACGCGCAUACUGAGAAAUACUCAACAAAACCUUUUUCAGACACGGUUUCUGUAUACAGUGGGAGGGUUACAACAGCUCAAGGUCAGCAAUGAGGGUUUUCGCAAUGAUUUGGACAACGGUGCUGGCGAUUUUAUGUACAUUCUGCACAGGUCUGCCGCUGGACCCCGGUAUGGCAGUCUCCAAGCGCGACGUCUCUUUGCUUGUGAACGGUUUCGAAAUCAUGGCGAAGAGACAUGUCGAGAGUUUGCAAGUUGCGACGGCGCCGUGCGGCAGUUCGAACUUCACGACAUGUUCGCUCGAGAUCAAAACCCAUCUCAGAGACGCUGCGAGACGGAAUAA
Messenger RNA from Lachancea mirantina, 519 nucleotides. The record is from the annotation of a GenBank genome assembly. NCBI's taxonomy places the organism in Eukaryota, Fungi, Ascomycota, Saccharomycetes, Saccharomycetales, Saccharomycetaceae.